GGCGGGACCCAGCCCCGCCGCCAGCGGCACUUUUGUGGGGCCGUCGCCUCUCCGCUCUCCCUUUCUCCGCGGGGUUUGGCCGCGGAGCGGGCGAUGCUCCGCGCUCCGUGAGCCGCGCACCGCGCACCGCCUCCGCCGGCCGAGCCGCCCCGCUCAGAGCCCCGCUGCGCCGCGCACGAUGCCGCGGAGGGGCGCGGAGGGGCCGCUCGCCCUGCUGCUGGCGGCCGCGUGGCUGGCACAGCCGCUGCGAGGCGGCUACCCCGGGCUGAACAUGUUCGCCGUGCAGACGGCGCAGCCCGACCCCUGCUACGACGAGCACGGGCUGCCCCGCCGCUGCAUCCCCGACUUCGUCAAUUCGGCCUUCGGCAAGGAGGUGAAGGUGUCGAGCACCUGCGGGAAGCCGCCGUCGAGGUACUGCGUGGUGACGGAGAAGGGCGACGAGCAGGUCCGCUCGUGCCACCUCUGCAACGCCUCCGACCCCAAGCGCGCCCACCCGCCCUCCUUCCUCACCGACCUCAACAACCCGCACAACCUGACGUGCUGGCAGUCCGACAGCUACGUGCAGUACCCGCACAACGUCACCCUCACGCUGUCCCUCGGCAAGAAGUUCGAGGUGACCUACGUGAGCCUGCAGUUCUGCUCGCCGCGCCCCGAGUCCAUGGCCAUCUACAAGUCCAUGGACUACGGCAAGACGUGGGUGCCCUUCCAGUUCUACUCCACGCAGUGCCGCAAGAUGUACAACAAGCCGAGCCGCGCCGCCAUCACCAAGCAGAACGAGCAGGAGGCCAUCUGCACCGACUCGCACACCGACGUGCGGCCCCUCUCCGGCGGCCUCAUCGCCUUCAGCACCCUGGACGGCCGCCCCACGGCCCACGACUUCGACAACUCGCCCGUGCUGCAGGACUGGGUGACGGCCACCGACAUCAAGGUGACCUUCAGCCGCCUGCACACCUUCGGCGACGAGAACGAGGACGACUCCGAGCUCGCCCGCGACUCCUACUUCUACGCCGUGUCCGACCUGCAGGUCGGCGGGCGCUGCAAGUGCAACGGGCACGCGUCCCGCUGCGUCCGCGACCGCGACGACAACCUGGUGUGCGACUGCAAGCACAACACGGCCGGGCCCGAGUGCGACCGAUGCAAACCCUUCCACUACGACCGGCCCUGGCAGAGGGCGACCGCCCGAGAGGCCAACGAGUGCGUGGCCUGCAACUGCAACCUGCACGCGCGGCGCUGCCGCUUCAACAUGGAGCUGUACAAGCUGUCGGGCAGAAAGAGCGGCGGCGUCUGCCUCAACUGCCGGCACAACACGGCCGGGCGGCACUGCCACUACUGCAAGGAGGGCUUCUACCGCGACCUCAGCAAGCCCAUCUCCCACCGCAAGGCCUGCAAAGAGUGCGAUUGCCAUCCCGUGGGCGCCGCCGGCCAAACCUGCAACCAGACGACGGGGCAAUGCCCGUGCAAGGACGGCGUCACCGGCAUCACCUGCAACCGCUGCGCCAAGGGCUACCAGCAGAGCCGCUCGCCCAUCGCGCCCUGCAUCAAGAUCCCCGCUGCGCCGCCCCCCACAGCCGCCAGCAGCACGGAGGAGCCCGCAGACUGUGACUCGUAUUGCAAAGCCUCCAAGGGGAAGCUGAAGAUUAACAUGAAGAAGUACUGCAAGAAGGACUACGCUGUGCAGAUCCACAUCCUGAAAGCGGAAAAAAAUGCCGACUGGUGGAAGUUCACCGUCAACAUCAUCUCCGUCUACAAACAGGGCAGCAACCGGCUGCGGCGUGGGGAUCAGACCCUGUGGGUGCACGCCAAGGACAUCGCCUGCAAGUGCCCCAAGGUGAAACCCAUGAAGAAGUACCUCCUGCUGGGCAGCACCGAGGACUCUCCAGACCAGAGCGGCAUCAUCGCGGACAAGAGCAGCCUGGUGAUCCAAUGGCGGGACACGUGGGCACGGCGGCUGCGGAAGUUCCAGCAGCGGGAGAAGAAGGGGAAAUGUAGGAAGGCGUAGGGAGGAGCGGUGAUGGACUGAGCGCUGCUGGGUGCGGGCGGGGGGUGGGCAUGGGGGGCUCACGGUGUCUUGUAUGGAGGGAUGAAGCGGGGGGAAAAAAAACACGUGAAACCCAACGAUGGAACUGCAGAUGUGGUGAUAAAAGCGCCGGGCGGAGAGGGGGUGCGGAGUGGUGGUGGGGGAGGGGGACAGGGGUACCCAGGGACACCAAGAUGGCACCAAAAGGACAGCUGGGUGGCACUGAGCUGACACUGAAAGGACAGCACUGCGCUGCUGCUGGGCACCAACCCGCACCGAACCGACACUGAUGGCACCGGAGUGGCUCAGAACUGACUUGGAGCAAACUGGCACCAAACUGACACCCGACAUCAAACCCACAGCAAACCAACACUGAACCAGCACCAAAAUGACACCAAAUAAAUACUGAGACAACAGUGAACCAAUCCCUGCCACCAAACCAUCACCAAACUGCCAUCGCUGCACCCACACCGAGGCAGCCAGGAGCACAGCGGCGGUGCUGGAGGAGCCCUCCCCAGAACUUGGACCCCAACUUACAGCAGCAGCCCAAUACAGAGCUGGCACAGCCAUCCUGGGCCCCUCAGUGCUGCGGUGCUCACAGUGGGGCCAGGGCAGGACAAGGUGCAUACUGCACUCCCACCCCAUGGAAACACCCAACCGUGGCUGCCUCAAGAAUUGCCCCAGGAUAGCAAACAGCCUCCAGACGAAGGCUGGGUGCCACGGCACUGCUCAGCCCUGUGCUCAGCCCCAGGGCACAGCAGGGGCUCCUGGGGUCCCCCAGUCCAGGGCUGCGAGGGCAGUGUGAUACCUGGGGGGGAAGCAAACAUUCAGUCGCUACGCAAAGCAAAACCUCCCCGCUCUUUUUCCUUUCAGGAAACUUGGAAACAUCCAUUUUAUGACAUUUUCCAGCGGUUUUUGCCUUGUUUUAUAGCAAUCGACAAUAUUUAUGUAAUGACAUAAACCACCAUAAAGCGAGGCAGCCAUGUAAAUAGGUGCAAAGCAGAGGGCUCCAGGGCAGCAGCCGCCAUGGAGGGAGGGAGGAAGAGAGGGAGGGAGCUCUGCAGAACCCCCAGUCCCAUAGGAAGGGCUCUGGGGGAAAAGCAGCCUCCAAACCCGGCUCUGCUCAUCCCCUCUCCCAGCACAGAGCUGGAUCCCCCCAGCGCAGAGCCCAACAUGAGGCAGCAGCCAUGCGUCCAAGGGAACUGCGGCCACCAAGAAUCCGUCCCCAGGCUCCUUCCUGCCCUGCACAGCAUGAAGGUGAGCACAGGGGAUGUGGGGAUGCUCACAGUGUGUGCCCUGUGCCCCCGAGAGCCUUCCUCGGCUCCCAGCACAGCCCCAGCGCUCCCAGCUCUGCUCCACCACCAGCCAGCUCCCAUACAGACACCAGGCCUUGGUGCCCCUGGGGUUCCAGCCCCAUCCAUGGCUCUGUAAGCACGACUAGGGGAGCAGCUGGUGCCACUGGUACAACUGGUGCCCUCGGUGACCUUGGUGACGUUUGGUGACUGGUGUCACCGGUGCCACUGGUACAACUGCUCCUCUCGGUGACUUUGAUGCAGCUGGUGCAACAGGUGCCACUGUUGCCGUUUGUGCCACUGGUGUCACUGGUACAACUGGUGCCCUUGGUGACCUUGGUGCAGCUGGUGCUACCGGUGCCACUGGUACAAUUCACGCUUUCGGUGCCUUUGGUGCAAACGGUGCCACGGCUGCCACUGGUGCUCAUCUCUUGGGCCGUCCCAGCACUGGGUGUCCAUGGGUGCAGCCCUUCCCCACACCCCCAGGAUCAGCCCAGGGGACCCCGCAGCCAUCACCCAGCGAGGCAGAUCUUCACCCCCAACCAUCACCCCCACGGGCAGAGCUGCGCCGUGUCACCGCCACGCAUCAAUCGCACGCUCGUCCCGUGAGCCCAGCGCCCCUUGGGGCACCAUCCCACAGUGCUGGGACCCCGCUGGGAGCUGGGGACGACCAGGGGGGACGUGACAGAGGUUGGGAUGGGGCCGAGGAGCAGCACAAAUGCCCACACCGCCACCGCUCCGUCCCCUCCAUUGCAUCCGUCCCCACGCAGCCGCCUCCCCUCGGUCCCGGAGCUGUCGCAAACCUGUGUUCAUUUUUAUGGUUUUGAUUAU
Lagopus muta (rock ptarmigan) is the source of this 4140-nucleotide messenger RNA. RefSeq names its product netrin 1 (gene NTN1). The transcript has 6 exons. Lineage: Eukaryota; Metazoa; Chordata; Aves; Galliformes; Phasianidae. Bases 179 to 1999 code for a protein of 606 amino acids. Gene Ontology annotation, molecular function: protein binding. The record is from RefSeq and is a predicted model, not a curated record.